This is a messenger RNA of Plodia interpunctella (Indianmeal moth), 1373 nucleotides long. RefSeq lists its product as uncharacterized. The record is from RefSeq and is a predicted model, not a curated record. Lineage: Eukaryota; Metazoa; Arthropoda; Insecta; Lepidoptera; Pyralidae. The coding region runs from base 640 to 1134 and encodes 164 amino acids. The transcript is spliced from 10 exons.
GCCUUGGCCCGGUUGGUGCCGGCACUGGCCGCACCGUCGUCGAUGCGUUCCUUCGUAAACACCGACAAGCUUACGGCCCGUGGCGGGUGCGCAGUGACAAUAGCGACUUUGCGCGCUAAACACUGGUGCAGCUAAACGAAGUGCACUCGAUCCUUAGUUAAGUAAGCAUAUUACCAUACAUUUUAUUGGAUACAGUGAAUUAUUCAAGUGUUCGGAACCUUGUUGGAUUGGCAGUCAAUUAGAACUUGCACCACGAUUUCCUUACAUCGACAUAAAAUAGCUUGCUGCCUGUACAUGAUAUAAUGUUUUUGUGGACUAAGACGCGUUACAUCAUGUGAAUAGUUGCCUGCCUCGGAAAAUGACAGUGCGGAAGACUAAGUUGAGUGAGACCCUAGUCUAGGCUCUGUGUGAAAGCAGCUUGUUGGGCGCCAGUCUAGCUAGUCUAGACUAUCAUUUUGGGAUAAUUGCCCUUGGAAGUGCAGAGUAAAAAAAAUCGCAUUACUUAAUCGAUUCACUUCUUAAUUAGUAGGUCUUGCCUACCAACCAUACUGCGUACCGUGGACAAGUUUUACAUUGAUUAGAUAAAUUUAACCGAUUGGUUCUUUCUGUACAUCACUCCAGCAGCCCAAGAUUUGGACGAUGGCUCCCAGAAAGCAUACCUUCAUCUUGUGCUCGUUCAUGAUCAUAGCAAUCAUUGCUCCUCACUUCACAGCUGAGCCACCCACAGCAGAUCAAUCUAUAAACAAAGAUCGUACCAACAGACAAGCUGCUAUAAAGGCAGGCAAACGUGUACCAACUACACCGAAAUGGGGUUUCUUUGGAACAGUGUUCCAUUUAAUUUUAGAGCAAAUCAACGAUACUAAGAGUGCGUAUAGUCAAAUAUCUGAGUUAGUAAAUAAUCAGUUCGCAGAUGAUAAUGCAGUAAAUAAAGCAGCAAACUCAAACAGCAAUGAUACCACCGAAGCACCGAAAAUUUCCAGAGCAGAAUUUUUGAAGAUUCUAGACCGUAAUUUGAAAGGUCUCGCUCGUCUACGGAAUUUAGAAAAUCGUAUAGCCAAAGAGGAUUCUAUGAAAAAUCUUCGAAGAUAUAAGGAUGAAAUUUUCGGAAAGAAAAAUCAAAAUAGGAGAAAAUAACCAGUACCAGUAUGUAAAAAAUGUAUUUGCACAGUAGGUAUUGAGAAAUGUUCUACAUAUGUUUCUGAAAGGCAGCGAGCAAAGGACAAGAUAAAAAACUGACUAUUUUCGUUGUAUGAUUGCCUAUAAUUUAAAAAACUAAGCUAUUGUAUAUGCGCUUGCUUCCUCUUCUCCCUAUAUUAUUUGUUGUUUGGAUAAAAUUCUUCAAAAUGUAGAUAAAUAACAAAGAAUAUAAAUCA